CUUUUCAACAAAGCUCUCAUUCGCUUGUUUUUUUUAAUUGUUGAAGAUAAAAAAUAUUACGGAAAAAUACUUGAAGAAUUGCAAAUAAAUAAAAAAAAAUCAUUUAAUUAAUUUCACAAACGUGUAACGAAAAUUGUUUAUUGUAGUUUUUCUAACAAAAACAAACUUUUUAAAAAACACGCUAGAACAAAGUAAUAGCAGCAACAACAACUACAGCACCACAACAAAAAUGAGAAGAUAAAAACAAAUCAAAAGGAAAUACAACAACAUUCAAGCUUCCCCUUUUUUGAUGUAUUGAUUAAUUUUUCAUUAUUGAGUUAAAAAUUGUUAAAAAAGGGAAUCGUAAAAAUCAAAUUUAAAAAAUAUAUAACAAACACGGAAGUUAAAGAUAUAAAAAUUCGUCACACAAGUUAAUAAGAAUAUAAUAUAUUUAUGUAUGUAUGUACACAAAUAAAUAAAUGAAUGCAAGUGCUAACAAAGAAAUUAAAAAAAAUAGUAUAAAAGUGUAAAAAAUAUGGAAUUUGAGACUCCCUUGCUGGCAGAAACAUCGAAUAUAGUUGAUGUAAGCGAAAAAGAACUUAAUGUAAAUUUUAAUACGCUUUUAACAUCGUCAUUAUCGUCACCUCAAACAUCGUUAGAAACAAUAGCAAUGUCGUCAUCGACAUCACCAACGACAUCGUCAUCAUUUACCCAACAAAAACGUCAACAACAACAACAGCAGCAACAAUUACAACAGCAACAGGAUCAACAACAGAACCAGCAGCAGUAUGAUAAACCACCGAAUCUUAAAAAACAACCCAUGUCUGCUGCUGAACGUUCAGCGACCAAAAAAUCUCUAAUUAUUUUAGCUGGAAUUUUUGCAACCUCAUUAGCAGCAAUGUUUUACGUUUAUAUGAUAUUCCCUCAAUUGGAUGAAUCUGAAAAGCAACACAUGAAAAUUCCACGUGACAUACAAGACGCUAAAAUGUUGGCCAAAGUAUUGGAUCGCUACAAGGACAUGUACUAUUUUGAAGUCAUGUUUGGUGUGAUUGUCGCUUAUAUAUUCCUUCAAACUUUUGCCAUUCCAGGAUCUUUGUUUCUUUCCAUUUUACUUGGAUUUCUAUAUCGUUUUCCCGUUGCACUCUUUCUAAUAUGUUUCUGUUCAUCACUUGGCGCAACUCUCUGCUACUGCUUAUCGAAUUUGGUUGGACGUCGCUUGAUAAGACACUUUUGGCCGAAAAAAAUCAGUGAGUGGUCAAAGCAUGUGGAGAAACAUCGUGACAGUUUAUUCAACUACAUACUGUUUUUGCGUAUGACACCAAUCCUACCCAAUUGGUUUAUAAAUCUAGCGUCUCCUGUUAUUGGAGUGCCCAUGGUUACAUUUGCUUUUGGAACAUUUUGUGGAGUAGCGCCACCUUCAGUGUUGGCCAUACAAGCCGGAAAAACUUUACAAAAAAUGACUAGUUCGAGUGAUGCUUUCUCGUGGACCUCAAUGGGUGUUUUGACACUGUGCGCUUGCUUGUCGCUGGUGCCAGGGCUAUUAAAAAAUAAACUAAAAAAGAAAAUAGAAUAAAGUCCCAGCACAAAGAUGUGUAUACAUGAACGGCGACUGAUGAUGGAAGAUGAAGAAAAUAAUUGCAAAUGUGAAAGUUGAAAAGAAAAAAGCUAAAGGAGUGCUAAAUUGAAAUACAUACAUACAUGUUUAGUGAAUGUUG
Molecule: messenger RNA, 1694 nt
Organism: Lucilia sericata (common green bottle fly)
Lineage: Eukaryota; Metazoa; Arthropoda; Insecta; Diptera; Calliphoridae
Gene: stas
Product: transmembrane protein 41 homolog
Exons: 4
Coding region: 515-1552 (345 amino acids)
Cellular component (GO): endoplasmic reticulum membrane
Source: RefSeq, a predicted model, not a curated record